UCUGCCACCCCGGGGCCCAGCGGUGCGUGUGGGGUUCCAGUCUGCGCAGUUUCCAGAACGUCUGGAGAACAAAAAUCCUGCACAGUGAAUUCUAUGUUGGUAACCACCGAAUCAGCCGAGGGGCACCGGGAAGGUGGAUCAACGCUUUUCGACAGACAGUGUGAAUGAACGCACAGCCCUACAGGUUGUCGGUGACGUGAAAGAAGGUGACUGGGUGCUGAUUAAGACCAUUAAGAAGAAAAUGUGGUCUGAUCCAAAGGGGGACGGUCCAUUCCAAGUGUUAUUGACAACUCCUACCGCUGUGAAAAUCCAAGAGGGGGCUACUUAUACAAAGUACACUGUAAGAGGUGAGCCUGUCAGUCUUUCCACUCAGGCUGGAAAUGAUGAAGCCUGACUACAAAGGGGUUGUUGCCAUCUAGAGGAGGCUUCGUCUCAAUGUCAGUGAAGAAACCAACGGUCUUUCCUAGCUUUUAGGGGUAAGAGAGAGACUGAUAGGUAAAUCUAAAGGAAAGAUGUUGAAACAUUUUUUUUUUUUUUCAUGUGUAUCCUGAUUGUGUUAAUAAUAUGCCAGACAUUACCACAAUUUCAUAAUCACCAGAAAUUAAAGAGGCGGAUACAUGCAGAUUUCCAUGGAAUGUUUAUACAAGAUAUAAAUUACUUGUUUGAGACAAACAGCUGGUACCAAUUAUGAAAAAUUGUAACCAAGUCCAGAAACAUUUCUGGUUGUUAUGUAUGUACUGAACUUCCUAUCUCUUCCAACCAGCCCAGGUUAACAGCUAGACCAGUACCAGCGCCAAGAGAUGAGUGUUUUAUCAGAAACAGCGUUUCUGCUGCCAGUACCAGUUUCUGCAUGGUAAUAGGUAAUGUAACAUUUUACAACUGUGAUGUUACAAAAUUUAAACAGUUUAAUGUUACAACUCCUGUGUCCAUAUGUGGAGCUUCUUGCAGGUUCCUAUUUUUCUCAUUGUGUUGUGGGCACCGGUUCCAUUCCAGUGGGGACUAUUCCAAUGUGCAUGUGUAAAACGACUUACUAUUAUUCUUUACACCAAGCUGGACCACGGGGAAAGGUCCAUGAUCUAAAGGGCACUUAUGCAAUAGAUGGAUUUCACUGGAUGUGUGGAACUGCCAUUUAUUUGCAGUUGCCUCUAAGUUGGAGUGGUGUAUGCACACCUGUAUAUGUCACUGAUCACACUUAUGUCAUUUCAGUUCAACCUUCCCUGAAUAGGAGUAAGAGGGAACUCAUCCGUGUGAAGCCACAUGACACUGUGUGGGGAUCAGAUGUUCCUGACGCAUUUAAGCAUAGAUCAACAGGAAAUAAGAUUUUGCUAAGUUUAUUUCCAUGGUUGGGAGUAGGAAAGAACAUGCUUAGAUUAGAAACUAUAGAUUAUCGACUGGGACUGUUUGUUAAUGCCACCACAAAAGCUCUCACAGGACUGUCCACAGAAGUCACAGCUCUUCGAACCGUGGUGUUGCAGAACAGGAUGGUGUUGGACCUGCUGACGGCUUCAUUUGGGGGAGUUUGCGCUCUCCUGAACGAGAUCUGCUGCACCUACAUCCCUGAUGACACCAACGGCGAAGAUGGACACAUAGUGAGCGAUGCUAUAUGCCAAUUAAAUGAAAUUAAAAGGGGUAUGCAGCAGGAUGUCCAUCCCGGCGGGGGAAGUUUUUUUUUGUGGCUUACUUCAGGACCGUGGUGGCAACUGCUUUUGAAAAUCAUAACCCCUGUCAUCGCUGUGUUAUUGUUGUUCUGCCUUUUUACUCUGUGUGUUAUUCCCUGUAUCAGAGCAAUGAUAUUAAGGAUGGUUGGAGGAAUUGUUGAUACAGUGUUGUCCCAGGAUUACCAACUUCUUGACGAGGACCAGAACUAUGAUGACACUUUGGAGGAGAAGUCACUAAACUUAACAAUAGUUUAAUGUUUAAUGAGGUGUAUACAUAAAGCUUUUGGAAGUGUAUACAUGAAUGUGUUAUUAAACUAAUCAAUAAUAAACAGGAGGGAAUUGUUGGAAAAAAUUAUAUAAGUUAUCAUUGUUUAGUAUAAACUAGGUUUAUGUUUUAAGUUCUA
Molecule: messenger RNA, 2062 nt
Organism: Girardinichthys multiradiatus
Lineage: Eukaryota; Metazoa; Chordata; Actinopteri; Cyprinodontiformes; Goodeidae
Product: syncytin-B-like
Exons: 2
Coding region: 885-1913 (342 amino acids)
Source: RefSeq, a predicted model, not a curated record